This is a messenger RNA of Xylaria bambusicola, 1248 nucleotides long. Its product is annotated as S-adenosyl-L-methionine-dependent methyltransferase. The record is from RefSeq and is a predicted model, not a curated record. The transcript is spliced from 5 exons. Lineage: Eukaryota; Fungi; Ascomycota; Sordariomycetes; Xylariales; Xylariaceae. Gene Ontology annotation, molecular function: O-methyltransferase activity. Bases 1 to 1248 code for a protein of 415 amino acids.
AUGGCUCACACUAAUAGAAUAGUCGAGUUAUCUUCGCUUAUUGCGCAACAGACUACAAUUAUCAAUGAUUUCUUUGAAGAGAAUCAACUACCGACCCCAUCCUUGGACCUAGAUGCCCUCCAGUUCUUACCGAUCCCAAAUGAAGCUACUCACGUCAAAGCUGCUAGGGCGCGGGUAAUCGAAGCCUGCUCAGAGCUGAAAGCAUUGCUCACCGGCCCUAGAGAGCUACUAAGAUUCAAUUGGACAGCAUAUGUCAGUGUCAAAGCGAUUCUCCGCUUCAACCUAGACAAGUCUUUUGCAGCAGGAGAGACAACAUCCUUCGAAACUAUGUCCAAGUUUUCAAACCUAGAUGUGAAGAUCGUUCGACGUAUUAUUAGGCACGCUAUUAUUAACCACAGAUUCUUCCAAGAGAACGUUCCUGGCGUUAUAAGUCACUCUACGCUGACGGCCGUGCUUAGUCGGGACGAAAUGGCGAGGAACUCAUUGAUAGUAGAGCUAAACGAGUUUUGGCCAGCAGGCGUCAAGAUGGCUGAUGCCAUCGAAAAAUGGCCUAACUCAGAGGAGAACAACGAAACUGGUUUCUCUCUAGCCAACAAUAGCAAUAAAGGAAUGUUUGAUAUAUUUGCCGAUAAUCCGGAUCGCGCCGAUAGAUUCGGACGGUACUUUUCGAAACCAGACUCAACUGCUGAUGGCAUACUUGAGAAUUACCCAUGGACAGAGAAAGUAACGAUGGUGGACGUUGGGGGAUCGCACGGGAGCGUUGCUAUCAGCAUUGCUGAGCGAUUUCCUAACAUCAAGUGUAUUGUCCAGGACCUACCUGAUACCGUCACUGAAGGGGCCUCCUAUCUUCCUAAACACCUAAGGAAUAGGGUAACGUUCAUGGCGCACGAUUUCUUCAAGCCUCAGCCAGUUAGUGCAGAUGUAUACUAUUUCCGCUCGAUCUUCCACAACUGGGCUGAUAAAUACUGCAUCAAAAUUCUUCAAAAUCUUGUGCCUGCUCUACGUCCAGGUGCAAAAGUUAUAAUUCAUGAGCGUAUACUGCCCGGCCUUGAGAAGCUGACUACGCCAGAUGCUAUGAGGGCAAUAAAUCUUGACGUCGGGAUGCAACAGUUGUUAAACGCACAACAACGCGAGAUGCACGAAUGGCCUGAGCUUUUUCAACGUGCGGAUUCCCGUUUCCGCUACUUGGGAGCUCACCAACCUGAGGGGGCCAUUCGUUGGAUCAUUGAGGCAGAAUGGCAAGGGUAG